Laccaria bicolor S238N-H82 is the source of this 999-nucleotide messenger RNA. RefSeq names its product Mg transporter. The record is from RefSeq and is a predicted model, not a curated record. Gene Ontology annotation, biological process: monoatomic cation transport. The transcript has 5 exons. Lineage: Eukaryota; Fungi; Basidiomycota; Agaricomycetes; Agaricales; Hydnangiaceae. Bases 1 to 999 code for a protein of 332 amino acids. Gene Ontology annotation, cellular component: plasma membrane. Gene Ontology annotation, molecular function: monoatomic cation transmembrane transporter activity.
AUGACGACCAUCAGCCUCUUGUUUACAGGAAAACUAUUGGACCAGGUCUCGCGGUGGCGAGCAAUGCGCGAAGUCGACCAACUCAUAAUGAUCAUACCCGUCGUUCUAAAUUUAAAAGGAAACCUCGAGAUGAACCUAUCCGCGCGCCUCGGCACAGCAGCCAACAUCGGCGAACUCGACGACCCUUUGGUCCGUCGUUCCAUGAUCGUCGGCAACCUCUCGCUGUUGCAGGUCCAAGCUAUAUCCGUAUCCUUCAUUGCAUCAUGCACGGCUCUCGUUCUUGGGAGAUUCGUACCGCAAAAUAGUCCCAUGCCUGUUAAGGGCUCUCCUGCGAUUAAAAACUCGACGGCGACGGCUCGAGAUAUCCACAACUAUACCACCAUAGAUUUUAGACAUGCCAUUACUUUACCUUCCACGGGAACAAUACGGAAAUCUGGAUUUCCAAGACUAAUUAUGGUUGCUUCCACCGCUAUGUUCGGUGCCUGCCUCUCAGGCCUCAUCCUCGGGUCAUUCAUGUGCACCCUUAUCGUCCUCUGCCGGAAAUUCCACCGCGAUCCAGAUAACAUCGCACCACCUGUCGCCUCCUGCCUAGGCGAUAUAAUAAUCCUCAUCCUCACCGGCGUACAAUCCAACCUCCUCGUUCUCCUCUUACGCACCCCCAUCCACUUCAUCCUCGGCCUAUUCGUCGUCGGUGGCGUGCUUUGUGUUCACACUGCGGAACACACACGUCCGGCCUCUCCUAACACAGGGAUACACAUCCCUAUGAUUGCACGCUGGGACGGGCAUCGUAUUACUGGACAUAACAGGAUUACUGCAUCCAUAUUCAUCUCGAGGCUUUCUUCGUCCCUCCACGCAACUGCCGUUGCGCUCUCCCAUCCUUCUGCGUCAGCGAAGGUGAGGAAAUAUCACGGGCCCAGUCCGGGGUUGGUGAUGCUCCCGCUCAACUCACGCUGUUUUUCAUCACGCUGCCGUAGAAAUCAUAUUCCUUGGCGUACUUGA